AUGCCAGCAGCCACGACGAUGGCCCAUGUGAGCAAGGCGAAGAUGUUACUUUAUAGGCAAUCUCAAGCCAUCGCCUUCGCCGAAGAGUUGAAAGCGCUAUCCGUGGGAGCGGCGCUGCACAGAGGAAACAGAUUGGUCGGAUUGAACGCAUAUCUAGACAACGAUGGAGUACUGCGGACUAGAGGCAGACUGCACUCAAUUGACACAGCUAAAGACGCAAUUAUACUAGCUCCAGAAUACCGGAUAACUAACCUAAUAGUGAGAAGCUUUCACGAGAAGUACCAUCAUCUCGCUCACGAGAUGGCAAUAAACGACAUCAAGGCUUCGUUUUACAUCAGCCGCCUCCGAGAGUUGUACAAAUCCUGCAGUUCCCAGACCACCCCAGAUGGCACCGAUUCCGAGGGCGAGAAUAGGAAUCUUCCAGAUACCGUUUACCUACACAGGCAUCGAUUAUUUUGGCCCGUUAUUGGUGAACGUCGGCAGGCGCAAGGAGAAGAGAUGCAUUUUGAGAUCGCCCAUAGCCUUGACACAAGUUCAUGCAUCAUGUGCCUCUCCAAUUUUAUGGCGCUUCGAGGGACACCAAAGGAAAUAUUCUCAGACAAUGGUACGAACUUCAGUGCCACGGAAAAAGCCGUGCGAGAGGAGCUGAAAAAUAUCGAGCACGAUAAGAUCACCAUUACGUUUGAUGGCAUAAAGUGGCGAUUCAACCCACCAGGAGCACCACACAUGGGUGGAGCAUGGGAAAGACUCGUCCGGGCAACAAAAGGAAUUUUGAAGAACAUUUGCACAAAUUACUCCUUCAACGACGAGGGCCUAAGAAACGCAUUGAUGGAGGCACAAUUUAUCAUCAACUCGCGACCGCUCACGUUCGUAAGUCUGGACACUGAGGAUGACGCCGCUCUGACUCCGAACCACCUACUGUUGGGGUCAGCAAAUGGAUACAAGCCACUGCCAAAAGAAGGGAUGAAUCUGCAUCGUAGAUGGAUUGAGACUCAGUGCUUCGGGGACCGUUUUUGGCAGCGAUGGAUUAAAGAGUAUGCGCCCGUAUUAACCAGGCGUACCAAAUGGUUUGAAAAAGUACCUCCAAUAACCAUUGGGAGCAUCGUAGUCAUCGUAGAUGAGCUUCUACCCAGGAACUUGUGGUUAAAAGGACGAGUGAUCGAGACAAUGAUGGCCAAGGAUGGGCAAGUUCGACGAGUGACUAUAAAGACCUAA
Molecule: messenger RNA, 1215 nt
Organism: Drosophila ananassae
Lineage: Eukaryota; Metazoa; Arthropoda; Insecta; Diptera; Drosophilidae
Exons: 2
Coding region: 1-1215 (404 amino acids)
Biological process (GO): DNA integration
Molecular function (GO): nucleic acid binding
Source: RefSeq, a predicted model, not a curated record